GCAACAACCUGGUGAUGAGGAAGAUAAGGAUAAAUGUUUAAUGUGGUCAUGGAUCCACUUCCAAUUCCCCUAGAUGUCACCUGUGCAAUUUUUCAAGCUUGCAUGAGAAAGUGGAUUAAAUGAAUAAUACUGCCAUUUUGAAUCUAGCCAGGAGACAUACAAUCACAGCAGGGCCUUCUCUCAGCGAUCUGUUGUGGUGGGAAAAUGGUGAAAAAGAAAUGGGCCUGGUUUGUAUGAUAGUUAGACUUUCAUAGAGAAAGAGAGACUUUGUUGCUCUGCAAGCCUUACCUUGCAAGGGUGUUUGACACUGGCCAUGUUUCUGCUGUGGCUGAGUUGCUGAAACCUGAAGGUUUAAUCCUUAAUACUGAUAAGAACAAAAAGAAUGUGACUUAUCUCUCCAAUCUCUGCAGAGAUGGAAGGAAAAACCAUUUCUCGGACCAUGAUUACACGUUAUUUGACAGCUUUUCAGUUUGCCCAUUAAUUUAGGUGUUUGAAUAAGUAAACUCGGUUGGGGGCGUUCAAGUAUCAUUUACUUUAUAAAUGUGAUAGUUCCUUUUUGAAGUGAUCCUACUCUUACCCCUUUCUUCUACCAUUCAUAGAGUUUAAAUAUUUGCCAGUGCAGAUGUUUGAUUUUUAUCUUAGCUCUCUCUUUGUUUAACUUUAUUCUCAUGGGUGGUUAAGUGGAAGAUAAGGGGGUUCUUGUUUAAUUCUUUUCAACUGGUGUUGCUCAAAUAUUUGGAGAGCAGACACUUCCCAGAAAGAAUGAGCAGGAACCUGUUUGGAUGGAGGCGAAAUGAUGUCUCCCUAUCAUGGCAGACCAGACACUGUUAGGUUGUUACUAGGACCAAGGGGUCUGGAAGACAUGGUCACUUCCCAGGGUCCAGACGGUCUUUGAGAGACUCUGACAGCUGCUUACCGGUCAAGGGAUUUUGCCUCCCGUGCUUACCAGAAAGAUGUGUGCUCUUCCUAAAGUGGAGCUUGGUGGUUGAACAGCCCUAGCAGCAAGGGCCAGCCUUGUGUUGUCGAUUCAUUGGCAGCCUCACUGUGUCUGUUCCACCUGCUUCUGAUCCAAUACCAGAUUCUACUUCAGGAAGAAAUAGUGGGAUUUUUUGUUUUUAACCUUUUGCACCUGUCUCGGCAUUUUAGCAGUGAUUAAAAACAAGCAAACAAGUAAAAAACAUUCCCUAGCCCAUUAGCUGUCAUCAUAGUUGCUUUGUUAAUGGACUCAACUGGCAGUUUGAGCCUGGCUCUUCUGAGAGAUCCUCGGGUAUUUGCUUUUUCAAUUACUGCCUUAAAAAUGUGUCCGUGAGCAAUACCGCAUUUCACCACCACCCUGGGAAUCCACACUGUGGGUGUGGUUUUUGUGUGCAAAGUGAUAAAUUGGGCAGGCUUCCUUGGAAAUGUUGAGGAAAACCCAGGGUUCUGAGUGAUUUGCCUGGCAAAUCACCUUCCAUAGGAAAUUUAAACAAAGACCAAAAAAGAGACUCAGGAAGUAAAUCCCAACUGGUGUAUGUGUCUCUCUCCUUUAUAUCUUUUUCUUUCUAAACUGGGACUCCACUGAAAAGUUGAUUUACACUGUGAAUCGUGGCUGAAUGAAAUCCAAUUGGAACUCACUUGAACACUGUUUUGAUGUAAGAUUCAAAGCUUCUGCAAAUUUAUUUUAUCUUCUACAUUUGCUGAUCUCCUGCUUGUAAAUCCUGUUGAAGGAGAAUAAAAAUGACUGCAGCCUGAUGGGAAUUAAAUGUCUGAAGUUCAAAGCAGUUUGCACAUCAGAGCAAACGUCAAUCAAAUGAACAUCUUGCAAGCCAGGCAGGGAGUGAAUUUCUCCAUGGGGAAGAGAUCAAAGUGGGAGUCACAGUUCUGUUUUCUCCCUCGGGAUGCAGUUUCGAUCAGUUGUUCAUGAAAGUAAAUCCAGAAGGAAGUUUUUUUUUUUCUUUCCUUUUCAAACUUACAGGCAUAGGAAAGAUAGAAUUAUUUGAAACUAAAUUUCAGGCGCUGGUUUUAUCUUAUGAAAAUAAGUAUAGAAAGCAGUCAUAAUCCAAUAUCUCCUUUUUUUCAAGUGAGGGUCUAUAGGAGAUUUAGAUAGGAUCAUUCUCUUAUUAUAAAUUCCUUUUUUAAAGUACAGAUAUAAAGUUGAAUUGCCCUGCUCAUUUUAUACGAAAAUCUAUGAUUUUACCAGUACUUGACCUUUUCCAUAAAGCUGGAAUACUAUAAAUGUGACUGGCAGCUAAUAUACUUCUCAAUGAAAAAUCUUGUAGGUAACCCUUAAGCUAACUGACAUGUUUCUAUAAAGUAUUGUAAGCAGUAACUUUAUGUUUCUCAUAGUCCCCAAAUCAGGGUGAAUAGUAUGUUUCUUUUUAUAAAUAGAAUUUACAAGAGGCACAGGUGCAUAAAAUGCAUUCCCAUCGUAGUCAAGGCAACUGUUUCUCUGGGAUCUGGAGGUGGCUAAUAUAACGGCCAAGCAUGUUUUACUCCUGUGUUUAGAGUCCAGGAGGAAUCUGGAGUCCAGAAGAGAAGAUACUAGUGAGUGUGGGCGAGUGGAGGGUGAAGAGAUAAUCACAGGGUUUUUGCUCUUGCUUUUUCUCCUAGCUGGCUCAGCAGCUCGGGACACACCGUUCUCCUGUAUCUCUAAGCCCCCUGUUGACACCUGCUUCCUUACCUGACUGGCAGGUCAGCAGUCUAGGCAGAGACAGAAGCAGAGUGAGGUUUAUUUCUGGGCACUUCAGUGUUAACCCAGCUGGGGAGUGCAUGCUCUAUGGUUGAGGUUCAGCACAUGUGAAGGAACUCAAGACAACUGAGACUAUUGAGAGACUGUUACCACUUAAAGAAUAGCAUCCAGCAGGAAGCAGGAGGAAAGAGAGUGGUUGACAGGUCUCUGAAUUCUUUAAAUAUCAGAAUGUGGGGGCUUACUAGGAGAAAAUUAACUUAAAACCACCAGCAUUCACUUCAUUCAGGUUACCCAGGGAGCAAGAAUUAAAUCACGUUCCAAAAUGAGGUAACAAGCUGUUCAUCCCUUCCUGCUAAACUUUCAGAACCCUCUUGUCCUUGAGCGAACAAGACGCAAGUCAGAUUGCCCUCUGGCUGGGGUUCUCCUGCAAGGUGGUUAUUUACUGCUAAGACAUCAGGAUUGUUCUAUGGAUUCCUUCAGAGAAAAGAACUUCUUCAGAUUUGAUGGGAACUUUAACACCAAUGUAUCUAGAACAAUUAGUUGUGAUCGACUUUCUACUACUGUUAAUAGCCGGGCCUUCAAUCCAGGACGAGAUUUAAAUUCAGUUCUUGCAGACAACCUGAAAUCCAACCCUGGAAUUAAGUGGCAAUAUUUCAGUUCGGAAGAAGGAAUUUUCACUGUUUUCCCAGCACACAAGUUCCGGUGUAAGGGCAGCUAUGAGCAUCGCAGUAGACCUAUCUACGUCUCCACGGUCCGGCCACAGUCAAAGCACAUAGUAGUGAUCCUGGACCAUGGGGCUUCUGUCACGGACACCCAGCUUCAGAUCGCCAAGGAUGCUGCCCGGGUCAUCCUCAGCGCCAUCGAUGAACAUGAUAAGAUCUCUGUGCUGACUGUGGCCGACACGGUCAGGACGUGCUCACUCGACCAGUGCUAUAAGACGUUCCUGUCUCCAGCCACCAGUGAGACAAAAAGGAAAAUGUCCACCUUCGUCAGCAGCGUCAAGUCUUUGGACAGUCCUACCCAGCAUGCAGUGGGAUUUCAAAAGGCAUUUCAGCUGAUUCGAAGCACAAACAAUAACACAAAGUUCCAAGCGAAUACAGACAUGGUCAUAAUUUACCUGUCAGCUGGCAUCACAUCAAAGGACUCUUCGGAAGAAGAUAAAAAGGCAACUCUCCGCGUCAUCAAUGAAGAAAAUAGCUUUCUAAACAACUCUGUAAUGAUUCUCACCUAUGCCCUCAUGAAUGAUGGGGUGACUGGUUUGAAAGAGCUAGCUUUUCUGAGAGAUCUGGCUGAGCAGAACUCCGGGAAGUAUGGUGUGCUGGACCGGACAGCAUUGCCUGUGAUUAAAGGGAGCAUGAUGGUGCUGAACCAGCUGAGUAACCUAGAGACCACAGUUGGCAGAUUCUAUACCAACCUUCCCAACCGGAUGAUUGAUGAAGCUGUCUUUAGCCUUCCCUUCUCUGAUGAGAUGGGAGAUGGUUUGAUAAUGACUGUGAGUAAACCCUGUUAUUUUGGAAACCUACUUCUGGGAAUUGUAGGUGUGGACGUGAACCUGGCUUACAUCCUCGAAGACGUGACGUAUUACCAAGAUUCUUUGGCUUCCUAUACUUUUCUCAUAGAUGACAAAGGGUAUACACUUAUGCACCCAUCUCUCACCAGGCCAUAUUUACUCUCAGAACCCCCACUUCAUACUGACAUCAUUCAUUACGAAAAUAUCCCCAAAUUUGAGCUGGUUCGGCAGAAUAUCCUAAGCCUCCCUCUGGGCAGCCAGAUAAUCACCGUCCCUGUGAACUCAUCCCUGUCCUGGCACAUAAACAAGCUGCGAGCCACCGGAAAGGAGGCCUACAAUGUCAGCUACGCCUGGAAGAUGGUACAAGACACUUCCUUUAUUCUCUGUAUUGUGGUGAUACAACCGGAAAUACCCGUCAAACAACUGAAAAACCUCAACACCGUCCCCAGCAGCAAGCUGCUCUACCACCGGCUGGACCUCCUGGGCCAGCCUAGCGCCUGCCUUCACUUCAAACAGCUGGCGACUCUAGAAAGUCCAACUGUCAUGCUGUCUGCUGGCAGCUUUUCCUCCCCAUACGAACACCUCAGCCAGCCAGAGACAAAGCGAAUGGUGGAACACUACACGGCCUAUCUCAGUGACAACACCCGCCUCAUUGCUAACCCAGGGCUCAAAUUCUCUGUCAGGAAUGAAGUAAUGGCCACCAGCCACGUCACAGAUGAAUGGAUGACACAAAUGGAAAUGAGUAGCCUGAACACGUACAUUGUCCGCCGUUACAUAGCAACACCCAAUGGCGUCCUCAGAAUUUAUCCUGGUUCCCUCAUGGACAAAGCAUUUGAUCCCACUAGGAGACAAUGGUAUCUCCAUGCGGUGGCUAAUCCAGGCUUGAUUUCUCUGACUGGCCCUUAUUUGGAUGUUGGAGGAGCUGGUUAUGUAGUAACCAUCAGUCACACGAUACAUUCAUCCAGUACCCAGCUGUCUUCCGGGCACACCGUGGCUGUGAUGGGGAUUGACUUCACACUUAGAUACUUCUACAAGGUUCUGAUGGACUUACUGCCAGUCUGUAACCAAGAUGGUGGCAACAAAAUAAGGUGCUUCAUAAUGGAGGACCGGGGUUAUCUGGUGGCACAUCCAACCCUCAUUGACCCCAAAGGACAUGCACCUGUGGAACAACAGCAUAUUACCCACAAGGAGCCCUUGGUAGCAAACGAUAUCCUGAACCACCCCAACUUUGUAAAGAAAAACCUGUGCAACAGCUUCAGUGACCGAACAGUCCAAAGGUUUUAUAAAUUCAACACUAGCCUUGUGGGAGAUUUGACGAACCUUGUGCACGGCAGCCACUGUUCUAAGUACAGACUGGCGAGGAUCCCAGGAACCAACGCGUUUGUUGGCAUUGUCAACGAAACCUGCGACUCUCUUGCCUUCUGUGCUUGUAGCAUGGUCGAUCGUCUCUGUCUCAACUGUCACCGAAUGGAACAAAAUGAAUGUGAAUGUCCCUGUGAGUGCCCUCUAGAGGUCAAUGAGUGCACUGGCAACCUCACCAAUGCAGAGAACCGAAACCCAAGCUGCGAGGUCCACCAGGAACCGGUAACAUACACAGCUAUUGACCCUGGCCUACAAGAUGCCCUUCACCAGUGUGUCAACAGCAGGUGCAGUCAGAGGAUGGAAAGUGGGGACUGCUUCGGUGUGCUGGAUUGUGAAUGGUGCAUGGUAGACAGCGAUGGAAAGACUCACCUGGACAAAUCCUACUGUGCACCCCAGAAAGAAUGCUUUGGGGGGAUCGUGGGAGCCAAAAGUCCUUAUGUGGAUGACCUGGGAGCAAUAGGUGACGAGGUGGUCACGUUGAACAUGAUUAAAAGUGCCCCCGUGGGCCCCGUGGCCGGAGGCAUCAUGGGAUGCAUCAUGGUCCUCGUCCUUGCAGUGUAUGCCUACCGCCAUCAGAUUCAUCGCCGGAGUCACCAGCACAUGUCUCCUCUUGCUGCCCAAGAAAUGUCAGUGCGUAUGUCCAACCUGGAGAAUGACAGAGAUGAAAGGGACGAUGACAGCCAUGAGGACAGAGGCAUCAUCAGCAAUACUCGGUUUAUAGCUGCAGUCAUUGAACGACAUGCACACAGUCCAGAGAGGAGGCGUCGCUACUGGGGUCGAUCAGGAACAGAAAGCGAUCAUGGUUACAGCACCAUGAGCCCACAGGAAGAUAGUGAAAACCCCCCGUGCAACAAUGACCCCUUGUCAGCUGGGGUGGAUGUGGGGAACCACGACGAGGACUUGGAUCUGGACGCCCCGCCCCAGACGGCCGCCCUGCUAAGUCACAAAUUCCACCACUACCGCUCCCACCACCCCACGCCGCACCACAGCCACCACUUGCAGGCGGCCGUGACAGUACACACCGUCGAUGCAGAGUGCUAACACUCUCCUGACCUCCACGAGAAGAUGGGAGCUGGGAGGUACAGAAUGUUCUGGAGGGAAGAAGAGCCAGCAUCAGAUAAUCCACAGCAAGAGACCCCUUGUGUUCGUGCUUUGUCCAGAGCAGUUUAACUCACUUGCUGCCUGUCAAAUGUGUUUCGGAAGGAGGAACAACAACAAAAUCACGUUUGUGAAAGUGCGAAGCUGGUUCUGAAAUGGAGGGGAAGUAAGCCUGAUUAACGAACCUGCCAUAAUACCAGUGGGGUGGAGCAGAAGGCAAACCUCCAAACACAGAGGCGAGACCCAUAAACGAAACGUUGGGAACCUUCGUUAAGCUGAGCCAGAGGAAUGUCCCAAGGAGCCAGAAACAUUCGGCUCUCCUUAACUGGAAGAGAGACAAGUGUGCCCAGCCGGAGACUGGGAACGUGGCACAUCCAGACAGAAAUGUGUGCUUUCGGAAGAUCUCGCUUUGUUUCUGGCGGUACCUAGAUACCACAGUUGCUGUAUGGAACUCCUGUUAAGCUCUAAAUGAUGCAUCUCAAAAUUUCUAAGUAAAGGAUUAUUUUUCUACUAUUUAUUGAACUUUCAAACAUUCUCAAACUUUGGGGGAAAGAAAAGGAAACACAUGAGAAAUUGUCAGCAAUUAUCCCUAGCUGUCUUGUGUGUGAAGUGGUUGACUAAGGAGUUCUAUUAUUUAACUGAUAUCCUCCCACUGCCCCAGUCUACAAAAUGGGAAAAUGAAGAAAUCCUUCUCUCUGACUUGUUUACAUACAUUUUCUUUAGAACGUCAUCUUAUGGAAACCUAUCUUUUUUUGUAAUGCAGUAUUCUUUAUGUUUGACAGAGGCAGGGAAGACAGAGGAAUCCAAAAUGCUUUUCAAGAAAUGUUAGGUCUCUUUUUCACUCAUUUCCACUCCCCGUACGAUGCUUUUCUCAGAUGUCUUACAAAACCUAGUAUUACAACCCCAGCCUUUCGGCUAAGGGAGGGAUGGAUUUCUUCUUGUGUUAGAGACUAUAAAUUUUUAAGUGUCCCAUUUUGAUUCUGAAAAUAUUGAGUACAUAAAGGAAGAGGUUUUUAAACUUCAAAAUUGAUUCCUAAAGAUUUCUUUUGAUAUCCUAGUUCAAAGCUGCUGCCAGUUAUCCGAGAAGCUAUCCACUGAACUGCUUUGUGACGUAUACAGAGAUUAAUCCGAUCUGGCUAAUAUAACGUGGGGCAUUGUAUUUUUAAAGUAGUGUUCUAAUUACAGUGAUGUAUUUUAGAUUCACAUCUUGUGAUUCAAAUAUGUUAUAAAGACAUUCUUGCACCAUGUGUGUGGUAAAUCUCCGUUUAUAUGUAGUUGGAAAAAAUUCACUGAAUAACGUUUUAACGAUAGGGUAUCACGAUAUAAUGUAAAAAAAAAAAAAAAAAAAAACAAUUGGUUCUUCAGCAGUACAGAAAGUAAACUGUAUGCGUGCUAUCAGGAAACCCCUUCGUACUGUGUAUAAAUUUGCAGUCUAGUGAAAUAAACUGUAUGAACGGACA
Molecule: messenger RNA, 8098 nt
Organism: Acinonyx jubatus (cheetah)
Lineage: Eukaryota; Metazoa; Chordata; Mammalia; Carnivora; Felidae
Gene: CACHD1
Product: cache domain containing 1
Exons: 25
Coding region: 3135-6581 (1148 amino acids)
Cellular component (GO): voltage-gated calcium channel complex
Molecular function (GO): voltage-gated calcium channel activity
Source: RefSeq, a predicted model, not a curated record